Zygotorulaspora mrakii is the source of this 1125-nucleotide messenger RNA. RefSeq names its product transcription factor SPN1 (gene SPN1). Gene Ontology annotation, cellular component: nucleus. The transcript has a single exon. The coding region runs from base 1 to 1125 and encodes 374 amino acids. The record is from RefSeq and is a predicted model, not a curated record. Lineage: Eukaryota; Fungi; Ascomycota; Saccharomycetes; Saccharomycetales; Saccharomycetaceae. Gene Ontology annotation, biological process: poly(A)+ mRNA export from nucleus.
AUGGAGGACGAAGGACUUAUAAGACCUGAAGAAGGCAGUAAUAUUGAUGAAGCUUUGGUGGAAAGACCGGAGAAUACAGAAUCGAAUAAUGAUGAUAAUCAACAGGACAGACAAAGAAAACAUAUUGAUGCGGAUGACUCCGAUGAGGAAACAGACAGAUUAGAUGUGAAGAAUAUGUCAAAUUUUGUACCUAACGGCGGUAAAACUGGAGUCAAUGAGAACUCACUAGAGAUUGAUGGAUCGUAUCGUAAUCGUCAAGAGUUGGAAGAUAAAUUAGAUCGUAUCUUGAAGAAACCAAAAGUGAGAAGAAGUAGACGUGAUGAAGAUGAUUUAGAGCAGUAUUUAGAUGAGAAGGUUUUGAGACUAAAGGACGAAAUGAACAUCGCAGCUCAGCUGGAUAUUGAAACCCUAAAUAAAAGACUUGAUACUGGAGAUAAUUCAUUAAUCGUUAUGCAAAAGGUCAAAUUACUCCCCAAAGUUGCAAGCGCUCUAUCAAAAGCUAAUUUAGCCGAUACCAUAUUAGAUAACAAUCUAUUACAAAGUGUACGGAUUUGGUUGGAACCAUUACCGGAUGGAUCAUUACCAUCCUUCGAAAUUCAAAAGUCUUUAUUUGCUGCAAUAGAAAAACUGCCAAUUAAAACUGAACAUUUGAAAGAGAGCGGUCUCGGCAGAGUAGUAAUUUUCUAUACAAAAUCAAAAAGAGUUGAACCCCAAUUAGCAAGGCUUGCUGACAGGAUUAUUGCAGAAUGGACUAGGCCAAUUAUUGGUGCCUCUGAUAACUACAGAGAUAAAAGAAUCAUGCAAUUAGAAUUUGAUGCAGAGAAAUUAAGAAGAAAAUCCGCACUGGAUUCCGCGAAGAGUAGAAAGAGAAAAGCUGGAAACGGUAAACGUGCAAGCUCCCAUGGAUCUUCAGCACAAACGUUAUAUGAACAAGCUGCUGCAAGAAGGAAUAGAGCAGCUGCGCCAGCGCAAACGACCACAGACUACAAAUAUGCCCCAACGAGUAACCUGAAUUCGACCUCAAACAACGCAAGAACAACCGGUGUAGGAACGACGCUAAACAAUAGUGAAAUGUACAAGAGACUAUCAUCCAGAUUAAAUAAAAACAAAAGAACCGCGAAAUAG